AUGAGCACGGAAACGAAAUCCCUCCGCACGGCAUACGCAAAGCAUAUCUUAAACCAUCAGGUCCUCAAGACCUUGAACAAAACCAACAAAACACUCUAUGGCGCGCUUCCUCGGGCGCCUGAGCUCCCAGAGGAUUCUGACAAGCCGUACGAAGGUCGCAUUUGCAUCAUUGGAGCCGGCGCCGCAGGACUCUACACCGCAAUGAUGCUGAAAUUCCUGGGCAUCACCAAUGUCGACAUCCUUGAGGCCAGUGACCGGGUCGGUGGUCGCUUGUAUACUCAAAGCCUUUCCGGUGGGGACGAUUACCAUAACUACUACGACGUGGGCGCCAUGAGAAUUCCAGAUAUCGCUUGGAUGAAACAUGUUCUCGACUUCAUCGACCUUCUUGGCCUGACGUCUAGUAGGCAAGAAUAUGUGUACAAGAACGACGAUGUUCCAAGUUCUUACUAUUACCGAAGCAAGCCGGCGGUCGAUCCGAAGUUCGAAGAGUUCAUGGAUCAACUUGUCGGUGGCUUCACUCAGAGCUUCGGCCCUGCCUUCGCGGAAUGGCUGACCACCACCAACAACGACAACUACUCGACACGGAGUUUCCUCAUGGCGGGACCGCAGGACCCUAAGUGCCCUAAACACAGUGCUCCGAUCCCUUAG
Cladophialophora yegresii CBS 114405 is the source of this 648-nucleotide messenger RNA. RefSeq lists its product as uncharacterized. The record is from RefSeq and is a predicted model, not a curated record. Gene Ontology annotation, molecular function: oxidoreductase activity. The coding region runs from base 1 to 648 and encodes 215 amino acids. The transcript is spliced from 3 exons. Lineage: Eukaryota; Fungi; Ascomycota; Eurotiomycetes; Chaetothyriales; Herpotrichiellaceae.